CUAAGGUUUAAAAUUCAGGAGGAGCUCUACACAGAAGGAAAUACUACUCUAUUACGGGAAUUUGCAGAGGAAUAACGUACUCACUGAGUUGCUCUUCUAAAUUGGCGGCAAAUUUCCCACUUUUCUUUGCCCGUUGAGAGUCGAGGUUGUAUCCGUUCACUGAUUCCGAGGUCCGUUUAAGUUCGGAGGAGGAGAAAAUGGAAGCUCAGCCUUUAAACGACGGACCAGGAGUUAGGGUUUCGAUGUUUGAUUAUUCUGUGGAGAAUCAUCUUAGGGCAAUAAACACAAUCUCCAAGCUUUGUGGAGAACCAGAGAAUGACGGCCUCGAUGAAUGUGAUAUUCAGCGACCUUCCUCUUCAAUCACUUUCAUAAGGGAGUGGAGGCAUUUUAGUUAUGAACCACGGAUAGUUAGGUUUGCUAGUGAAUCGGAAUGCUCUAAGGAGAAGUAUGUUUCGAGUGAGGUCAAUUUGCUUCAGUUUUCAUCAGCAACUGUCCCUAAGAAGGAAGAACAAUAUGAUGGCACCACAUCUGCAAAAUUCUGUAAAGAUUUCAUAAUGUAUGUUGGAGGGUCUGUGUGGGCAUUAGAUUGGUGUCCAAGAGUUCAUGAGAAUCCUGAUGGUUAUGUCAAAUGUGAGUUCAUUGCUGUUGCUGCUCAUCCUCCUGAAUCUUAUUAUCACAAGAUAGGUGCUCCACUUAUUGGCAGAGGCAUCAUUCAGAUAUGGUGUAUGCUAAAUAUUGGUGGAAAAGAGGAAGAGGCUCCUCCUUUAAAGAAAAAACGAAAACAAAAAUCUGAUGAUAAUGGCGUCAUAGAGGGGAAUGCCUUGCAAGUUAGGAAACCUAGAGGAAGACCUAGAAAGCAUCCAGAAGAUGAAACAAACGAAACAUCAAGUGAGGUUAAGAGACCUAGAGGAAGACCAAAAAAGAAGCCAAUUGAUGAAUCUCUUAAUAAUGUGGCUUGUGAAAAUCAGUCUGUUCAGCACCUUGAUGUUGAAUUUACAGAAGGUUCAUUUCAGCCACCUGCUAUAGAGGGAGUUCCUAGGAAUACAGAAGAAAAUGCACCAACUAAAGGCCAGAAUAAAAAUAAAAAAGGUAAAGCAGAAAAAGCAUCGGUAUCUAAACUGGCAACUAGAACUCCUGCGCGGGGUAAAAGAUUGAAAAGUAAGGCCAGGUCAAAAAGUUAUGAUGAUAAUAAUUGUCUUCUGUCAUUGAAUCAAAGCUUUGGAGCUUCAAUUCCAAAGGAUAUUGCUCUUCCAAGAGUGGUAUUGUGCCUGGCUCACAAUGGAAAAGUUGCAUGGGAUGUGAAAUGGCAGCCUUAUAAUGUAAAUGAUUCUAAAUGCAAGCAGAGAAUGGGCUACCUUGCUGUCCUGCUAGGAAAUGGAUCUCUAGAAGUGUGGGAGGUUCCUCUUCCCCGUACUAUUGGAGUUAUUUAUUCAUCUUCACAAAAAGAUGGUAUUGAUCCUCGGUUUGUAAAGUUGGAUCCUGUCUUUAUUUGCUCAAAGUUGAAAUGUGGUGAUGUACAGAGCAUCCCUUUGACAGUUGAGUGGUCAACUUCACCCCCACACAAUUAUUUACUUGCUGGGUGCCAUGAUGGGAUGGUUGCUCUGUGGAAGUUCUCUCCAAGUGGUUCACCUAAAGAUACAAAACCUGUGCUUUGUUUCAGCGCAGAUACAGUUCCAAUUAGAUCUGUCGCAUGGGCUCCAUCCUUUAGCGAUUCAGAGAGCUCAAAUGUUAUAGUCACUGCAGGACACAGAGGUCUAAAGUUUUGGGACAUUCGUGAUCCAUUCCAUCCCUUGUGGGACUGCCAUCCACACCCAAGGUUCAUAAAUAGCUUGGAUUGGCUGCCAGAUCCAAGAUGUGUAAUUCUUUCCUUUGAUGAUGGAUCAAUGCGAAUGCUUAGCUUAGCUCAGGCAGCGAAUGAUGUCCCUGUUACUGGUAAAGCUUUUACUGCAACUAAACAACAAGGAUUGAACACCAUCUUUACUUGUUCAUCAUUUGCUAUCUGGAGUGUACAAGUGUCACGAUUAACAGGCCUGGUUGCAUAUUGCAGCGCGGAAGGGACUGCCAUCUGCUUUCAGCUUCAGCUUACAGCUAAAGCAGUGGACAGGUAUUUUUCGCGAAAUCGGGCACCACAUUUUCUUUGUGGGUCCUUGACUGAGGAGGGAUCGACUAUAACAGUCAACACUCCAUUACCAAAUGUACCUUUGCCAUUUAAGAAGUCAAUUAGUGAUUCUGGGGAGUCCCCUAAAUCGCUGCGCAGCUUCUUAACAGAGUCAAAGCAGAUAAAGCGUGCAAAUGAUAAGAAGGCAAAAGGUUCAUCUGCACAUAAACUUAUUUUGGCUCCCUGUCAUGACAAUGAUCCCGGAGUAGAAUCUGAAUCCGAGGAAACAUUGGCAGCUCUUAAUAACAAAAAGAAGCCAAAAUCUAAAAGUAGCAAUAAGCAUAAGGCAGAACAGAAUCAAGCAUUGGCAAUCAGAAGUGAAGACGUGACAGUUACAGAGAGCCAAGAAAAUGGAACAGGGGAAGCGGUGAAUCAUGACGUAGAAGCUCUCCCUCCAAAAAUUUUGGCAAUGCAUAGGGUGAGAUGGAACAUGAACAAGGGUAGUGAGAGAUGGCUAUGCUACGGAGGAGCUGCUGGAAUUGUACGAUGUCAGCAGAUUUUAGUACCUAUUGUUGGUAAAAAAUCUGCUUGGAAGAGUUGAAGACACAUCAACUUUGGACCAUGUUGUAGGUAUAUGUAUAUUAAUCAUUUCAAAAUCCGCUUGAAGCUAAGUGAUUUGGCGUCCUUUUCUAUCAAAAUAUUAAAUUUGGGAAUUAUAAUAGAUAAUCAUGUCUUUCAGUUUAAACUGUAUAUUAAAACUAUAACUUGAGC
Molecule: messenger RNA, 2869 nt
Organism: Rubroshorea leprosula
Lineage: Eukaryota; Viridiplantae; Streptophyta; Magnoliopsida; Malvales; Dipterocarpaceae
Source: the annotation of a GenBank genome assembly